AUGGCGCCCAGAAUUGCGGUCCCAGAGGAAGUGCAGCGGCGGAAGAUAAUUGGCAUCAACCCGGAGACGGUCACAAACCCUUCAGCGACUGAUUUUCCAAGUCAUUGGCCAGGUGAGAACCAUGCGUGGUCCAUUGACAGGUUCAGGGAGGGUUUGAAAAUAGAUUUUCACAAAAACGACCCUCUGGAAGCUUCAUUCUCACUGAUCGGGGUUGAUGCUGCUAUCGCGAACGCAUUUCGCCGCAUUCUCCUUGCCGAGAUCCCUGCGCUCGCCAUCGAAUAUGUCUAUAUCCAGAAUAACACAUCAGUCAUACAGGACGAAGUUCUCGCCCAUCGUCUUGGAUUAAUCCCACUUAAAGGUUCUCUUGAAGGCUUAAAUUGGCUUCGCUGGUUUAAAGCACCAAAGGAAGGUGAUCCAGACAGUGGCAGCACUCACGAAGACUCAAACACCAUCGUCUUGCGGCUGGUAAAAGAAUGCACAAAGAAUCGUAGUGCACCCCCAGGCGAGGAGGACCCGACUAUACUUUAUAACAAUGCGCAUAUAUAUGCUAAAGACCUCGUCUUCGAGCCCCAAGGACGACAGGAGAAAUACUUCCAUGGGGACGGUGCUAUCCAAUCAUGCAACCCAGACAUUCUCCUGGCUAAACUAAGACCCGGACAAAAAAUUGAUAUCGAAAUGCAUUGCAUCAAGGGAAUAGGAGCAGAUCACGCAAAAUUCUCACCGGUUGCUACUGCCUCAUAUCGACUUCUACCUGACAUAAAGAUACUCCGCCCUAUCCUCGGAAAUGACGCAAUCAAGUUUGCAAGCUGUUUCCCAAGGGGUGUUGUUGCAGUUGAGAACGUGACUGCUGCAGAAGCCGCACAAGUGGGUAGCGGUUACGAAGGAAAGGAAGGAGAGAAAAAGGCUGUUGUCGUUGAUCCUUUCAAAGACACAGUUAGCAGAGAAUGCUUGCGCCACGAUGAGUUUAAGGAUAAAGUCAAACUUGGCCGGGUACGGGAUCAUUUUAUCUUCAAUAUUGAAAGUACCGGGCAGUUCAACAGCGACCAUAUGUUCUUGGAAAGCAUCAAGGUUCUAAAACUCAAGUGCCAGAGAUUGAAGCGGAAUGUUGCUGCCUUGGCUGAUAACACAGACACACAUGCGUAA
Molecule: messenger RNA, 1143 nt
Organism: Nannizzia gypsea CBS 118893
Lineage: Eukaryota; Fungi; Ascomycota; Eurotiomycetes; Onygenales; Arthrodermataceae
Product: DNA-directed RNA polymerase I and III subunit RPAC1
Exons: 3
Coding region: 1-1143 (380 amino acids)
Biological process (GO): DNA-templated transcription
Cellular component (GO): RNA polymerase I complex; RNA polymerase III complex
Molecular function (GO): protein dimerization activity; DNA binding
Source: RefSeq, a predicted model, not a curated record